Molecule: messenger RNA, 620 nt
Organism: Thalassophryne amazonica
Lineage: Eukaryota; Metazoa; Chordata; Actinopteri; Batrachoidiformes; Batrachoididae
Product: transcription factor MafG-like
Exons: 2
Coding region: 67-588 (173 amino acids)
Biological process (GO): regulation of epidermal cell differentiation; regulation of transcription by RNA polymerase II
Cellular component (GO): nucleus
Molecular function (GO): RNA polymerase II cis-regulatory region sequence-specific DNA binding; DNA-binding transcription factor activity, RNA polymerase II-specific
Source: RefSeq, a predicted model, not a curated record
UCAGACUCUUUGCUAACAUGUGGUUUUUUGUCAGUGUCAGGUUCAGAAGAGCAGCGCUCUUGUGGCAUGACGACAGCGAACAAAGGACAUAAAGCCUUGAAGGUGAAGCGUGAGCCAGGAGAGAAUGGCACCAGCCUGACUGACGACGAGCUGGUGACCAUGUCAGUGCGGGAGUUGAACCAGCAUCUCCGAGGUCUCUCCAAAGAAGAGAUCCUGCAGCUGAAACAGCGCCGUCGCACCCUGAAGAACCGAGGCUAUGCCGCCAGCUGCCGGGUGAAGCGGGUCAUCCAGAAGGAGGAACUGGAAAAGCAGAAGGCCCAGCUGCAGCAGGAAGUGGACAAACUGGCCAAUGAGAAUGCGUCGAUGCGCUUGGAACUGGACGAUCUGAGGUCGAAGUACAAGGCGUUGCAGACUUUUGCACAGACUGUAGCACGCAGCCCCAGCAUGGGACUCGGCGUCAGGGCUGGCGGCGGGAGCGGAGGGGGUGGGGUGGCAUCGUCAGUCAUCGGUCCGCUCAUACCGGGAAAGGUGGCGACGGCGACCAGCGUGAUUAGGAUAGUCAAGUCAAAAACAGAGGCACAGUCGUGAGUGAGCGUAGCGGCUGCUUCGCUUGUCCGCCU